AUGAAAGACUCGCUUUACGAUCGCCUUUGGCGCCGGGAAUGCGGGGAACAGCUGCGGUAUUCUGGGCUUCGGGGAAUUUACGGAUCUAAGGAAUGGAUCAAUGAUCUCGACAUUGUGAACGAACUCGGUGGGCAUACUGGUUGUGUCAAUGCCCUCAGUUGGUCAAAGUCAGGGCGUCUUUUGGCGUCGGGCUCUGAUGAUAGACACCUCAAUAUCUACUCCUACCAACCCGACUCCUCCGAUGCCCCAUUCGCGCUCAACACCACCGUUGCCACCGGUCAUAAAGCAAAUAUCUUCUCCGUCAAGUUUAUGCCACACUCAAAUGAUGGGACUCUGGUUACAUGUGCCGGCGACUCGCAGGUUCGCGUCUUCGAUAUCGAAUAUUCAAGUGGGAGUAGAAAUGAUGCUACCACCUCCGCAUUUGCAGCCUCCACUCAGAGCCGAAGCUUCGAUGAGUUCUUCAGUGGCACGCGGUACCUGAGUGACGGCAAUACCAACGCCAGAUUGUAUCGAAGCCACGCCGAUAGCGUAAAGCGCAUCGUUACCGAAUCCUCCCCAUUCCUCUUCCUCACUUGCUCUGAGGAUGGUGACGUCCGCCAGUGGGAUCUGAGGCUACCAUCUAGUGCAUACCCUCCGCCACGCGGUGGCCAAGGCUUCAUGGCAUACCGACAAGGGUUAGAACAUGAUGGCUCGAAUGUUCCACCGCCUCUCAUAUCUUACAGACCAUACGGUUUGGACCUCAAUACCAUCUCCUGCUCGCCAAGUCAGCCGCAUUAUAUUGCCUUGGGUGGUGCGCACCUCUACUGCUUUUUGCAUGACAGACGAAUGCUUGGCCAGAAGACCUCUGCUAGUGCUGCCAGCCUCAAUAAUGACGAAGAGAUGAGCAAGGCGACGCGAUGCGUGCGAAGAUUCGCACCGGGUGGCAAGCACAAUUUGAAAUUCGAUGAUGGACAUAUCACUGCUUGUAAAAUCAGUGAUGCGAACCCCAAUGAGAUGGUUGUUAGCUGGUCUGGGGAUCACAUUUACAGUUUUGAUUUAAUCCGCAGCCCAGAUGCCCGAGAGGUACAGGCGGGCGAUAAAUCGACUCUCAAGGGCAAGGAUCGACAGGCUCGCCGCAGUUCACGGAGCCGGAAGCGCAAGAAGCCCACAACACCUUCAUCGCAAGAAAGUGAUGGCCGACAUCAGUCCCACCGUCGGUCAGCAGAGCCAGAUAAUUUUAGGAUCCAAUAUGAGAAUGGCGAAUCAGAGGAUGUCCCAUUUCCCACAUUAUCAGAUAGUGUCAUAGACACCGACCCCGAGAAUUUGCUCGAGCAGGCUCGGUAUUCUGUGCUGAAUGAUGCCCAGCGAUUGAGCAUGCAGAUUGCAAAGGGGUUAGUAGAACUUCGAAAGGCUCUGUUCUCAGAACCGACAGUCCGGGACGCCGCAGGGUCCGACGAGGUGGGACCCGAAUCGUACUCGAGAUAUUUUUCAUCCGCACUGGAAAUUGCGUCUACGUUUCUUCCACAAAUGGGCAAUGUCAUGCGCGACUGGCGCUAUCCCGUGAACCCAUCACAGGAGACAGUUAAUUUCCAGCAAUCGCUUCGUCGCAAUCGCCAAUCGUCAUGGAGAUUUGUCCAGGCUGCUGGCACACUUGCUCAUGCAUUGGCAGAUCAAACGCAAGUUCUGGAAGAAUCAAGUUUCCAAAUGAUCAGGCCUGCACCAGGCGAAGAUGGCCCUAUUGAGCUGGCAGCUCAGUUUGGCUAUGAAUUCCUCCGGGCAAUUCUUCUUUGGCUGCAGGGUGGCAGGCGGCGUCUUCUAGAGGGCUUUCAACACCACAAUGCCCCUCGACGAUUACAUUGCCGAUUUCCUAUCCCAGAUGAGUCAGGAGAGGAUGCCAUCGAAACCAUUCUAGUACCCUACAUUAUGGAAUUGGCCCGUGACACUCCGAUUGUGAAUGUUGACGCCUCCAGAUUCGAGCAUGACAGUACGCGCAUUCUGUUCCAAACCCAACGGGCUGCCGUGACUGCAUUUGGGAAUGCUAUUAGAUUGCCCUUGGAAGAUCUUGGGGGCUCGGCUGCUCGGUUCGACAGAAGCCGUGCUUCUAAUCCUGCCUCACAAAUCCGCUCUCUCGACCGGGCCUCUGCGAAGAGGUUCUGGAUUUUACGAGUGGGCCGAGGAAUCUUGAUGGGGGCAGGCAGUGAAGUAAAUUACAGAUUUGUCAACAAUGCUUUCGGCGGACUUCACACCACAACGAACGAGUCUAAUGAUUUGAAUGAAGAAAGGGACCCAGUUUAUACCGAUCGCAAUGUGGAGGAAGAACGAAUCCAACACAUUGAACUCAUCGGGGCUAGGCAAAAUAACCCUCGGCCUGAAAUCUCUCGAGGCGGUGCAACUUCUUCGGACAAUAGCGACGUCAAUACAGACGAGAAUGAUAGCGAUGACAGCCAUGCAGAAGAUUCAACCGACGAUGAAGACCAUGAUGGCUGGCCCAUGCAUUUAUCUUCAGAUGAAGAUAGUGAGGGAUUUGAUUCCGAUGACAAUAUGCCCCAGAGAUAUGCCAUUAGAAAGGCACGACAUGAGAAUGUCGAGCGCCAUGCUCCAUGUGUGCCUCACAUGAGAAGCUAUCGCGGUCACUGUAACGUCAAGACCGUCAAGGAUGUCAAUUAUUUCGGACUAGAUGAUGAGUACGUGGUCAGCGGCUGUGAUUCUGGCCAUAUAUUUAUCUGGGACCGCAAGACGUCGAAUCUAGUCAACAUCCUAGAAGGCGAUAGUGAGGUUGUCAAUGUUGUUCAAGGCCAUCCCUAUGAACCAAUGAUCGCCGCUUCAGGAAUCGAUAGCACUAUCAAAAUCUUUUCACCAGACCGGAACGCUCAAGAUGAUGCCCGUAAUGGUGUGAACAUCCUCGACCCUGACAAUCCAUCAAACGCGUUUGGACAAAACAACUCUAGUAUCGGCGGUCUCGUGAGCCGGAAGCGAGUUCAUGAAAGCUACCGUAUCAUGAGCCAAAACGAUGUUGAACGUCGUGGUGGUAUGAGUGAGGCACACAUCACUCGGAGCAUGCUCGAGCGCCUGGCUGUUAACCUGAGGGGCCGACAUGGCGGCCUUGGAAUUGAUGAUAUUGCUGCUUCCGGUGACCAUCGGACCGUUGUCAUCGACGAUAAUUGCUCGGUGAUGUGA
Messenger RNA from Penicillium roqueforti, 3156 nucleotides. Its product is annotated as WD repeat-containing protein. Lineage: Eukaryota; Fungi; Ascomycota; Eurotiomycetes; Eurotiales; Aspergillaceae. Gene Ontology annotation, cellular component: cytoplasm; Cul4-RING E3 ubiquitin ligase complex. Gene Ontology annotation, molecular function: protein binding. Gene Ontology annotation, biological process: negative regulation of fatty acid biosynthetic process. The transcript is spliced from 5 exons. The record is from RefSeq and is a predicted model, not a curated record. Bases 1 to 3156 code for a protein of 1051 amino acids.